This is a messenger RNA of Panthera uncia (snow leopard), 8259 nucleotides long. RefSeq names its product peroxisome proliferator activated receptor delta (gene PPARD). Gene Ontology annotation, biological process: negative regulation of inflammatory response; regulation of lipid metabolic process; cell differentiation. NCBI's taxonomy places the organism in Eukaryota, Metazoa, Chordata, Mammalia, Carnivora, Felidae. Gene Ontology annotation, cellular component: nucleus. Bases 3943 to 5268 code for a protein of 441 amino acids. The record is from RefSeq and is a predicted model, not a curated record. Gene Ontology annotation, molecular function: RNA polymerase II cis-regulatory region sequence-specific DNA binding; nuclear receptor activity; zinc ion binding. The transcript has 7 exons.
GAAGGAGGUGGCGGGCCCGGGCUGAGGCGGCCAGCCGGGUUGGGACCCGAGGCCCGGUGGGGAGUGGGGUGGGGGGAGCGGCAGGGGUCCGCGGGUUGAGUCGCUGUGGCUUCCCGAUGGCCCGGCCCCGGCCGGUGCGCCGUGGUUUGUUGCUCUCCUGGCGCCCGCGCGCCCCCAGCCUUUUGGUCCCCCAUCACUGAGCCCGAACCGCGAGCCUCCCCCACCAGACUCUGUGCCCCCUCUUGGGCCUAGUGGCUCCGUCUUGUCCCAUUUCUGUGUUCUGAGAGCUGGGUCUAAGGUUCGGGGUCCUCUUCCCUUCCCUACCAUUGCCUCUGACCUCUUCCUUCAUCCCUUCUGUGGUGUCUCCAAAUCAUUGCCCUCUUUACCGAGGAUCUCCUUGGGGAUCUUCUCUGUCCCUCUCGUUAUCUUUAUCUCCUGCCUUCGUCCCCCUGUCUGCCCUCUCGGUCUUUGCUCUCUUUUCCCAUCCUGGUCCCCCUUCCCCCAUUUCCUGCCCCCCCACCUCAGGAUUACCGCUCCCCCUCAUCUUCGCGGUGUUAUUAGGCUUUUUCAGCCCCGUGCCAGCAAUCCCUGUCUAUCUAAGCCCCUUUUACCCUGGCUACCCUCAGAUGCCCUGUUUUCGCCUCUCUCUCUAAUUUCCUUAUUAGCCCCGUCCCCUGCAUUCCUGUCACCUACCUCCCAGUUCCUUGCCUCUACUUCGGGAAGAAGCAUUAGCUAGCUCCACGCUCUACUCCGCUUUUCCCUUGACUUGCUGUUGAGAUACCCCCCUGGGGUGGGGUGGGGGGCAUUCAGCCCCUGAUUGAAGUAAGGGGCUGAAUGUCUGAGGUAAAUAGCAGGCAGGUCUGUUUGGGAGAAUUGACUUGGGUGUUGCAUCGGGGAUGAUGUCCAAUUUGUACACCAUUCUUCUAAUCUCAGUUUUAAUACUUCCCCUUUAUGGGUCUGUUGACUUCCAGGAACCCUUGGGGAGAGACCAGCCGCUGAGUUGGGUGUGUGCCAGGGGUAGCUGGAGGCCUCAUCCAACUCUUUUCCCCUUCCAGGAAACAGGGCUCCGUGUCUUUCCACUCUGGAUGUACCCAAGCAUGGUUACAUCAUGAUACUCCAGAUUAUCUCUGUCCUCUCUGCCCACCCUUCUCCCCGUGCCCCAUCCCAAAGAGCUAAGAGAAGUCUCCAGAAGUUGUGCCCCAGAGAAUGCCUUAACCUUUUUCCUCUGUACUGUGUCCAAGACAUUUUUUUCCUGCAUGAGUUUUGAAAUAGAUUGCCAGCCCGAUAGCCCUGGGGGUUGGCAGGCGGCUGUCCCGUUUGUUAUUGGUCACCUGAACCAGCCUCUGAUUUUCACUCGUACAUCCCUGACCUCACUGAAUGUGAGGGCCUCUGAUGUCAGUCACUGAGCAGGUUCUCUUGAAGAUUCUUCCUCCAUUUUCCUUGAGAGCUUAAUUUCCUGCGGAUCCAAGAGGGAGGCGGACCUUAAGUUCUGUUCCUUUUGCCCUGCCAGGUGGAUAUCUGCCUGGGGAGGUUGUGGAGCUGUAUUGGUUAGAUGGUGUCCGGAAUUUGAGUUGUGUCCAGUCACAGACAUAUCCUCUCUGGGGCUAGAGACCCCACCACCUUCUUGAUGUGUCUUCGUGUCAGGCAGAAAGUUCUUUUCAGAUGCUUUCAAUUUGCGCUCCUUUAUUUGGCAUUGGUCCCCUGGAGAGAUCUUCAGGAAAUAACAUAUCCUCUGUUUCUGCCCAAUCUGAUCUUGGAGGAUUCUGAAAGCAUGACCCACUCUCACAUUUAGAAAUGAAGGCCUGUUGUUUCACCUGGCUCUGGGUUUCUAGGUCUCCUCUUUUGAGGAUCGUGCUCUCUGUCUUUGAGCCAGAAUUGGACCCAGAAUUGGCAACCUUCAAGAGCUGUGGUGGACAGCCAAGUGAACCAGCUUGGACCAGACUUUAAAGUUUUGGAAUUCUCUUGUGCACUGACCCUUUUCUGUGAAAGGAGUACGAUUAUGGACUGCUGAGCCAGUUUCCUCUCCACUGGCCCCUGAGCCCCUUCCUAAGCAGUACUUGUGUCGGAUUUGGGCAGAAUGGACCAAAAGGGGUGGCCUUCUUCCUGUGAAAGCAUCCCUCCAGGGUUUGAAUGGGUCAUUCUGAUGGAGGUGAGCUUGUGUGUUUGGCAGUAAUUUAGUCCAGUCUCUGGCUCCCAAGGACUUGACCUGGCUCUUUGAGAGGUUUGCUACUGCUCUCUUUGCUUAUCCGUUAGUGGGGCUCUGUACCCAGGCAGCAGGUGAGAAGGGCCUGAGAAGAGGGCAAGCCCAGUCCUUAUGCAACAGCUUGGGCACCAGCAGCUCUGGCUGGAUACAUUCCUUCAGUUUGUCCACUCUGUGGCCUUUGUGGAUGGUCAGGAUUAUCAAUUACCAAGUUCCCAUUCAGUGAUUUUUUGCAGAGUUUGGGCCAGCCGUCUCUGUUUUUCAAAAGGUGUAGGCAGACAGACCCCUGACAUUAUUCUACAGAAGAUGUAACCUGUCAGCUCCUUAGUUUAACGGACUGUUCUUUUGUUUGGCUGCCUUUCUCCUUGCCUCUCCACCAGUGUUUUCUUCCUUUGGUGUGUGCCUCUACCCAUUGAAGAAGAAUGGCCCUUACCAGGCCUGUGGUCCCUCAGAUCUCUUCCCUAGGGGCCGGAUAGAGGAUAGCCAUGUUGUACACUGGCCUCGGAAGCAAGUAGGCUUCUGCUUUGGGUAGAGUACAGCUGUUCUGGCUGUUGUGCAAGCUGUCCUGAGGGCAUGCAGAUCCUGGCAUGUUCUGGGACCGUGUAGCUCCUCUCUUUCAGGAGUUGGAUUGUGGCUUUAAAGACUUCAGCUGUAUAGCCUGUCACUGAGGCUCACCUCCCAGUGUGUUCCCUGCUGGCUGGGAAGCUCAGUUGCAGGGCCCUUGUCCAGUGCCUGAGUAGGGCCUGGAAAUGCCAGGAGCUGCCCCACUGCCUUGCACUGUCCACGCUGGGAUCACUCUCUUCUUCCUCCCUACCCAGCGUUUCCACAGACUUGGUCUGUCCUGCCAGGCUCUGGCUUGUGUCGGGUCAGAAGUUCUGUGUGUGAUGAUUCCCUGGUCUAUGCCAUGUUGUCCCAGAUUGCACAGUGGCUGCUUGUCAAUGGUUUCAAAUCCCCGAGCAUUUUUCUGUGCCUUGGGAUCCAGGGGGAGGAGCCACUGACAGCAGCUGGUUUCAGAGGAGAGCUGGGCACUUGCUUGAGCCUGGCAGGGAGGAGAUGGCCUCUUGCAUCAGGUUUCAGACAUGUGGGUCUUCUUCCUUGGCAGGUGGUUCCUGGCCUUCAUAACUCCGAGGCUGGUGAUUGGGGUGUGACUCUAGUCCUGGUUCCAUGGGGCUUGGGUCAAGGACUCAAGCAUGACUCAGGGCAUCUCCAUUUAUGAGCUGCCACCUGUGGGGGAUGUUGGACUCCAGAUCCUUCUUCACGUUGCCAGCUCCUUGUGCCCCACCCUGGUAAAAUCAGCAAAGCCGGUGUCUGCUUACUUGGAAAUCAGCACACUACUUCCAGGACUGGGAAAUAUUUGCUGACUCAGGCUCAGAAUAACAACAUCUCAGGGGGUGUGUGUGUGUGUGUGUGUGUGUGUGUGUGUGGGAAGGACAGAGAAAGAGCCAGCUUGCUCGGGAGCACCUUUUGAGCCCUAGUGUUUAAUUAUAAUAUUAAAGCUGCUUUUCUGACCCCUGGUGCUUCUCAGCUGAAGAUGUUGGGUUUCUUUCUAUCCUGCAGUGUUGCGUGGUGUUUUGGGCAUGCACGUGGUACUCACGCAGUGGCUUCUGUUCACCGACAGAUGAGGACAGAUGCACCAAAGUGGCUGAUGGGAACUUCCCUGUAGAGGUCCAUCUGCGUCCAGACCCAGAUGAUGCCAGAGCUAUGACCGGGCCUGCAGGCGUGGCGCCGAGGGGAAAUCAGCCAUGGAGCAGCCACCAGGGGAAGCCCCUGAGGUCCGGCAAGAGGAGGAGAAAAAGGAAGUGGCAGAGGCAGAAGGAGGCCCAGAACUCAACGGAGGACCAGAGCGCUCGCUUCCUUCCAGCAGCUAUACAGACCUCUCCCAGAGCUCCUCACCACCCUCGCUGCUGGACCAGUUGCAGAUGGGCUGUGACGGGGCCUCGUGUGGCAGCCUCAGCAUGGAGUGCCGUGUGUGCGGGGACAAGGCAUCAGGCUUCCACUACGGUGUUCACGCAUGCGAGGGGUGCAAGGGCUUCUUCCGUCGGACGAUCCGCAUGAAGCUGGAAUAUGAGAAGUGUGAGCGGAUCUGCAAGAUCCAGAAGAAGAACCGCAACAAGUGCCAGUACUGUCGCUUCCAGAAAUGUGUGGCCCUGGGCAUGUCGCAUAAUGCCAUUCGCUUUGGCCGGAUGCCAGAGGCCGAGAAGAGGAAGCUGGUGGCAGGGCUGACAGCAAGCGAGGGGAAUCAGCACAACCCGCAGGUGGCCGACCUGAAGGCCUUCUCCAAGCACAUCUACAACGCCUACCUGAAAAACUUCAACAUGACCAAAAAGAAGGCCCGCGGCAUCCUCACCGGCAAGGCCAGUCACACGGCGCCCUUUGUGAUCCACGACAUCGAGACAUUGUGGCAAGCAGAGAAGGGCCUGGUGUGGAAGCAGCUGGUGAACGGCCUGCCACCCUACAAGGAGAUCAGCGUGCAUGUCUUCUACCGCUGCCAGUGCACCACAGUAGAGACUGUGCGUGAGCUCACCGAGUUCGCCAAGAGCAUACCCAGCUUCAGCAACCUCUUCCUCAACGACCAGGUGACACUUCUCAAGUAUGGUGUGCAUGAGGCCAUCUUUGCCAUGCUGGCCUCCAUUGUCAACAAGGACGGGUUGCUGGUGGCCAACGGCACUGGUUUUGUCACCCGUGAGUUCCUGCGAAGCCUCCGAAAGCCCUUCAGUGACAUCAUCGAGCCCAAGUUUGAGUUUGCUGUCAAGUUCAAUGCCCUGGAACUUGAUGACAGUGACCUGGCUCUCUUCAUUGCGGCCAUCAUUCUUUGUGGAGACCGGCCAGGCCUCAUAAACGUUCCCCAGGUGGAGGCCAUCCAGGACACCAUCCUGCGUGCCCUCGAGUUCCACCUGCAGGCCAACCACCCCUACGCCCAGUACCUCUUCCCCAAGCUGCUGCAGAAGAUGGCCGACCUGCGGCAGCUGGUCACCGAGCACGCCCAGAUGAUGCAGCGCAUCAAGAAGACUGAGACGGAGACCUCACUGCACCCGCUGCUCCAGGAGAUCUACAAGGACAUGUACUGAGGGUGUGCGCCUGGGGCCUCCAGGGGCAGGUGGACAGAGCAGGGAUGGGCACCACCCACGGGACGUUUCCGGAGAGCAGCCCUGAGCGCCGGCGCCGCUUGGCUCCACACUGCACCCGGAGCCGCACCGGGAGCCGUGGAAUCCCGUCCUGCGCUCAGACACGCGGUCUCUCGCCCCUGCUCUGCUCCCUGCGCUCCCUUCUUCCUCGUGCUCGGUCUCAGUCCCUCUUUCUUCUCUAAUUUCCUUGCGCUCCCUCUCUUCCUUUCUCUCUGUAGGUUUGCCUCUUCCUCCCUCCCUCCCUCCCUCCCCUUCUCUCUCCCCAUCCCUGUGUCUGUCCCUCCUUUUGUGAGACAGUUUGUGUUACUUCACCAGCAGCAUGGAACGGGUCCUCUGCCUUUGUCCACCCCGUCCCCUGUCCCCUAAGGAGCAGGAGGAAUGGGCCUGCCCUCUGUACCAACAGUCACCUGCAAGGGUAGGGGCCUCACUUCUCCUGUCUUCACAGCAAAGGAUUUGGGCCAUCCAAAGAAACACUAAGUUCUCUGGGCCAGGCUUCCUGGGGAAGCCACGCAGGGCCUGGGCUGACUGCAGCAACAGCCCGAGUCACCGAGUCACUCCCCCAGACUAUCACCGCCCUCCCCUACCCAGCCAAUCCCUCUCUAGCAGCACGUCCCAGCCCCACUGAUACCAAUGCCCUCUCUGUUCUUCUUUUCACCAGUCUUCCAGGUCAGUGUCACUGAUGGUCCCCUGCGCUGGCCGCUGGGGGACACCCCCAGCUUGGAAGGAGGUGGACGUCCCUCCAGGUGGGACCCCCACUGAAGAGGAGCAAGCCUCGAGGGAGGCAGAGGUUGGCAGGGAAGGCAGCAGGCGGUGUACUUAAUUCUGACCCCAGGCCUUGGUGUCAUCGGCACCCACCCCCCCUACUCCCACUCUGCAGCAGCCACUGACCAUGACUCCUGUUUCUCCACUCAGUGCCAGGACCCGGCCUCAGAUGCAUCCAGGAGCCCAGCUGAAGCCCACACCCCCACACACACACUCCCUGGAGCUGCCACUCCACACACACAAGCACUGACUCACUUUACCUGGUUCCACACCCUUCACCCUUCCCUCCCUUCCCUGAGACAGAUGGGCUAGAGAGGCCUACAGGCGGAUGGGCAGAGCUGGGCCAGAUCCCUUGGUGGCCAGGGGUCAGCUGAGCCAGCCCAGCACCUGCUCACGUGUGACUGCUCAGUGUGACGUCCAUUCGUCCCAACAGUUCUGCCGCCCUCCCCUUCCCGUGUUUGGCCCGGCUGGUCACUGACCCUGUGCCGCUUCUGGUGACCAGAGAUCUUGCCGGGCCCAGUCCCGCUCCUCCCACGUGAAGCACUAAGCCUGGGAAGAGGGGCUGAAGCCCAGCUUGGAUGCUGUGUCUGAGCAGGAAAGCUGAGAGCCCACCCAGGCUGCUUCUCCAGGAAAGAGACUGGCCUGGAAGGGCGAGGGACUUGGUGAGGGUCUAUGAGAAAGGUUGGGGAAGGCCUGAGGCCAGAGCCCAGGCUUCCUGGGUCCCGUCCAUCUGCCCCUGCCUUCCAUGCCCUGGGCUCAUUCUCUACUGACAAGAUACUUCCCUCUCCCACCCCCACCCUCGGCUGACCAAGGAUUGGGGUUGGGGUGCUCCCUUUGAGCCAGCGCUGUAAAGGGAGAGACGCUGUGCCUGACCCCCAGCCCCACCCCCCACCCAGGUCUGGUGCUGAGGAUAUAGCUCUUCUCAGUGUCUGAACAAUCUCCAAAAUCGAAAUGUAUAUUUUUGCUAGGAGCCCCAGCUUCCUGUGUUUUUAAUAUAAAUAGUGUACACAGACUGACAGAACUUUAAAUAAAUGGGAAUUAAAUAUUUAAGAGUUGAUUUAGGCUGACUCAGUUAUUUACAUGUUUUUCCCAGGCGGCUGACCAGACCCCUCCCCCUCCUCCAUGUCCAGCGCACGAAGUGGGAAACUUGGCUGGGCAAGUGAGACUUUGGGGUGCAGGCCAGGAGAGUUGAUUCUGGCUUGUGAGAGCUGCCCACCUUUCCCCAUCCCCCGCUUUGCCCACCAUCCGUCAGUGAGCGAGCGGGGGCGGAGGAGCGAGAAGAUGCCAUCCCCGUCCUGCAAGGAACAUCCGGGGUACCGGCGGGGGGUGGGGGGCGGGAGGCGGCAGAAAGGACACACACACCCCCUUGGUGUCACGGUACAAACCAGGGUGGUGUGAGGAGGGCCUGGGAGGGUCUCAGAAGGGCCUUGAGUGGUGUGUGGAACUGCAAAGCCAAAAACCUGUCGUUCGCUGUCCAGUUUUGGCCACCCACACAAGAGACCAGGACUUUCCUCAGCCGACACCCCAGUUUUCUCCUCUGCUUGCAGAGGUGCCAUCUUCACAGAGGCCCCAGGAGCGCCCAGCCCUCAGCAGCCAGUGGGCUGGGCCGCGGUGAGGCCAGCUCGGGGUACGUUUCAGUGCUUAUCUAGCCAGGAAAGCAGACACCCCUAAGAAUUUCAAAACGGGGAAUUUACUACAGGAAGUUGUUACAAAAGCAUUGGAAGGACUGAAAGAUCAAAAGGGGGAAAGCGGAGGUCAUCCAGACAUCAGUAACCAGUAACGGGCCGACACUCUCACCCCCGGGGCCGUGUGGGAAAUGGUAUCAUCUGGUGGCCAGCAUCUCUCGAACCUCCACCGACCUCCACCGACGCUGCAGAAACCAGGAGCCCAGAGCCAGCGAUUAACUAGCACAAAGUGCAGACACCCGCUGGAGGGGAGCGGCCCCAGGAGGCUCAAGCUUAUGGUGACGGUCAAGUGUGACACUUGCCUCCUGGUUUUCUCUGUUACUGGCCAGAGUGAUCUGAACUGUCAAGUCCCAUGAGGUUCAUCUCAGCCAGGAGAGUGACAGUCCCAGGGGAACAGGAGGAAGUGAGGAGCAGGACAAGGAAUGCUUGGAACAGGGGCAUCUCUGAAAUUGAUAGCCUUGCUUGCUGAUCUGCUUGGUUUCUUUUU